AUGCUAGAGGCAGCUUUUACGGUGCUGCCAACGACCAGACUCGAAGCUGAAUUGCAGAUGCCAUACCUGCACGAGCCGGGACAUGUAGAUAUGCUGUAUGAGGUUAACGGCUUGGUUCAAGAUUCUAAGCUGCGGAAACUGUUUCAAAAAUGCGAAUCGUGUGGUGCGGGAAUCAUGGAUAAAUGCGUGAUGCAUCAAGACCAGUGGGUCUGUGCUUUUUGCAACAAGUUUAAUCCGAUUAUAGAAAAGGCACCGGCAACUCCUUACGAGGUAGAAGUCGCAGAGACACCAUCAAACAUGGAACCUUCAACUUUUGACAACGUUUUGAUAAUUGACUUGUUAUUUAAUACACCAGAAGAACUGCAAUCGAUAAAAGAUCUGGUGGUUACCAGAAUCCAAACCGGAAGACCAGACGCUAGAUAUGGACUGAUAACUCUAUUCAAUGGAGGCGUCAAUUUACACACUGCUAUGACACAGCAUGCUUUUUCUGUUGAUGAUAGCAGUAUCUCAGCAAAGGCUAAGUCCCUUGAUACUGAACACUUUAUUCAAAAACUACGGCCAGUCGAUAGUCUGUCACUAACAACUGAUCAACUGAUACAUGCCUUGAACAGUUUGGCACCCCUGAGUUUUGACAGUAAAGACCAAAGGCCCAAACGAGCUACUGGUCUGGCUUUUUUUCUGGCAAAUAUCUACUCUCACAGACAAGCAGCUGUAUGUCCAGUUUCAGUAACCGCCUUCAUCAAUGGACCUUGCACCGUGGGACCAGGGAAAGUCAUCCCAAAAAGCAAAAAAUACCACAUGAGACAGCAUCAUGAGUUAGACGCACGUCGGGACAAAUAUUUCAAUCCCGCCAGGGCCUUUUAUCAGCAGCUUACCGAGGAAAUUGAGGUACGGCUUUUCAUCUCUAAUUUGGACCAGAUUGGGGUUGUCGAGAUGAUGCCGGUUUGUGUGGAAGUGGAGCAAUUUGAUUCUUUUACCGAUUAUCGCUUCAUGAAUUUAGCACUGAAAUGGUGGCCUGAUGAAGUUAUCAGCAAUGAAAUAACGGUUUUUGUUCCCAAGAAUUUAAGUAUCGACGGUUGCUUUGGACUUGUUUCUAAGCUCAAACCUUCACAAAGAACCUACAGUGAUACCCCUUGUGGGAUAUCUGGAACAAACAGAUGGCGAUCAUGGUUAUCAAGACCCUCUUUAGCCUUCUCUUUCCAGAUAGGUACACAGGCAACGAAAGACGAGUCAUUUGACGUGGCACCCGUCCACUCAAUCGUUCAAGUGCAGUACAGCUAUGUACGAAAUGGUAAGAGAUACAUCAAGGUUGAUGCGCUGAUGAUAACAACGACAAACGCCCACAUGUCUGGCUCUUGGUCAGUUGCCAAAAGUCUUAAUAUUUCAGUGGCACUUACGUGCCUCAUGAAGCAAAUUGCAUACAGCCAACUUGUGAAAGGGAGAACGCACGCGCUUCACCUACAGGAGUGGCAAACACGGAUAGACAAGCUUGCCGCGAGGCAUUUCAAAACUUUCUCCAAAAACUACUCUAAGUUUCUGGAGUAUUUGUAUUAUCUUAAGUGGACCACACUUCUUCAAAAGCGUAACACUUCACCGGAUGAAGCUGCCCUAUACCAGCACACAAUUUUGACCCAGAACAGGGAGAUAUCAGAACUUUUAUGCAAGCCCCGAGUGACAUUAUUCACCAAUGACGCAAAGUCUGAGAUUUUAAGCUUAAAUGCGCAACUCAUGCAUCAAAACCAGGCCAUGUGUGUGGAUUUCGGCAUUCUUGUUCUUAUAAGAUACUCUGAGGACAAUGCCUUGCCCUUGAAACGGGCUCAAGAGCUGGCCGAUGAAUUGAUCGCCACAAGGUAUCUACCAGCAAGAGUCGAGAAAACGGCCGUAAAUGGUAGCCAAGAUCGCUACUUCAUCUCUAGGUUGGUACCAGACAACAACUCUAACACAGAGGCUCUCUCUUUAGGAGAAUUUAGCGGACUAGUACGCAAACUAGCUAUGUGCGUUUGA
Lachancea lanzarotensis is the source of this 2004-nucleotide messenger RNA. RefSeq names its product LALA0S09e01772g1_1 (gene NEL1). The transcript has a single exon. NCBI's taxonomy places the organism in Eukaryota, Fungi, Ascomycota, Saccharomycetes, Saccharomycetales, Saccharomycetaceae. Gene Ontology annotation, molecular function: GTPase activator activity. The record is from RefSeq and is a predicted model, not a curated record. Gene Ontology annotation, biological process: COPII-coated vesicle cargo loading; endoplasmic reticulum to Golgi vesicle-mediated transport; intracellular protein transport. Bases 1 to 2004 code for a protein of 667 amino acids. Gene Ontology annotation, cellular component: endoplasmic reticulum exit site; COPII vesicle coat.